CCCAAAAAAAAACCUAAUAAGACUUCCACGUUGCCUUCCACCACGGCCUCAUAAUAAAAACGAGAAGAAGAAGAAGAAGAAGAAGAAGAAAAAAGGGGAGAGAGAUUGGCAGGAGAAGAGGAAAAAAGGAAUAGAGCACCAUGAACGGCUUCACAGAUCACGGGCUGGACGAGGAUGCCUUUGGAGAGAAAGGCAACCUCGUUUCUGCUUUUGAUGCUUUUCGUAAGUCUGUCGGAUGUUGAUUCUGCGCCCUAUCCUUACAUAUAAACAUACCUUACCUUUCAAUUGCACCAUACCUACACCCACGAACAAGAAGAGAAAGCUAAUUAGAAAAACGCAGCAAAAUCCAAACCCCAAUACAUAACACGCACCUCCGGCGGCGGAAAAUGGACCGUUGCAAUGCUCAUCGUCAGCACCUUCCUGUCCUUCAACGAGAUCUCGCAUUGGUGGCGGGGCCACGAGAACCACACCGUGUCGGUGGAGAAAGCCAUCGGCCACGACUUGCAGAUCAACUUCGACAUGGUCGUCGCGAUGAAAUGCGAUAACAUCCACAUCAACGUGCAAGACGCGGCCGGAGAUCGCAUUCUCGCCGGCGACAUGCUAAAGCGGGAUGCGACGAUCUGGAAUCAUUGGGUGGAUGCGAAGGGCGUGCAUGCCCUCGGAAAGGACGAGAACGGGAAGGUGGAUACGGGCGAGGGUUAUCAUGAUCAUGAGGAGGGGUUUGGGGAGGAGCAUGUGCAUGAUAUUAUUUCGUCGGCUGGGAAUAGUCGGCGGGCGAAGUUCGCAAAGACACCACGUUUAUGGGGGGGUGUUGAUGAUAGUUGUCGUGUUUACGGGAAACUGGAGGUCAACAAAGUGCAAGGGGAUUUCCAUAUUACGGCUCGUGGACACGGGUACCAGGAAUGGGGGGCUGCGCACUUGGAUCAUGAUGGUAUGAAACUUCUCUCUAUUUUUGGCGUAAUAUUAAAAGAGAAUUUUACUAACCUACGAGAAAACAGCUUUCAACUUCUCCCACAUAGUCUCCGAACUCUCAUUCGGACAAUUCUACCCCUCGCUCCAAAACCCCCUCGACCGCACCAUCGCCACCACCCCAAACCACUUCCACAAAUUCCAAUACUUCCUCUCCAUCGUCCCAACAAUCUACACAGCCGAGGCCACUUCCUUCGGAUUCCGAUCCCUCUUCACCAACCAAUACGCCGUCACGGAGCAAUCCCAUGAGGUCAACGACCACAACGUUCCCGGAAUCUUCUUCAAGUAUGACAUUGAGCCCAUGCUCAUCACGGUGGAUGAAUACCGAGACGGAUUCCUGAGACUCGCCGUGAAACUUGUGAAUGUGUGCAGUGGUGUGAUGGUUGCUUUUCACUGGGGCUUCACUUUGAGUGAGUGGUUGAUGGAGGUCAUUGGCAAGCGAAGGAAGAGAAUGGGCGAGGGUGUAUUGACGGGUAAAGUCCACGAGCGUUACGAUUAGUGUGUACGAUUGGUCUCAUUUUAUAUAUCAUCUAGGCACGGCGUUUUAUGUUCAUUUUCCAAAUACCAAAAAACAUUGAAAAUUCAUAGAUUGUUAGAUCGCCUGUGCAUUGUAUUGAAAUCUCAGGAUUGCAAUAUCUAAAAG
Molecule: messenger RNA, 1612 nt
Organism: Hymenoscyphus albidus
Lineage: Eukaryota; Fungi; Ascomycota; Leotiomycetes; Helotiales; Helotiaceae
Source: the annotation of a GenBank genome assembly